Fusarium keratoplasticum is the source of this 3651-nucleotide messenger RNA. RefSeq lists its product as uncharacterized. The transcript has a single exon. Gene Ontology annotation, molecular function: mRNA binding. Gene Ontology annotation, cellular component: U2 snRNP; catalytic step 2 spliceosome; U2-type prespliceosome. The record is from RefSeq and is a predicted model, not a curated record. Gene Ontology annotation, biological process: spliceosomal complex assembly. The coding region runs from base 1 to 3651 and encodes 1216 amino acids. NCBI's taxonomy places the organism in Eukaryota, Fungi, Ascomycota, Sordariomycetes, Hypocreales, Nectriaceae.
AUGUCUGACGCGGAUUUCGAGACCAUCAAGAAGCUCCAGCAGGAGCGGAACGCUGCCGCUGCCGCGAAGAAGGGGUCGCGCACCUUCGAUGCCGCCAACCAGCGAACCGACGAUACCAAGCAGAAGCUGACCGACAGUGCCGACAAUGACCUCUACGAUCGCGAUGGCCCCGACAAGUUUGCCGGAUACCACACGUCGCUGCCGAUGGGUGAUGAUGAUGAAGAGAUGGAGGGAGCUGACAACACGCGACGGCUCGUCGGCCAGUAUACCGCGUCGCGAGACAUGAUUGACGAGUUCGCCCGGGGAAGUGGCGUGGAGGAGGAUGAUAUUUUGGCUGGAAAGGGAGAGAAGAGCGGCCGAAUCGCCGACCGCGAAACCGACUACCAGAAGCGCCGAUUCAACCGUACCCUGACUCCCACACGCGCCGACCCCUUUGCCGAGAAUCGCAAGGACGGUGCCGGCGAGAAUGGCUCUAGCUACCGCGAGAUUAUGGAAGCCCGCGAGCUUGAGAGGGAGGAGGAACGCGUCCGACAAGCCAUCAGAGCGAAGCAGGAAGGCAAGGUGGAUGACGAUGACGCCAAGCCUAUGCUCACUGAUGGAGACAAGGAGAGCGCUGAAGCAGAAUCAGCUGACGCUGCUCCUGCUGGACGAAAGCGCAAGAAGAGAUGGGACGUGUCUUCGGCGCCUGCAGAUACCGACAAAUCCGAGGCGGACGAGGCGGCCAAGCCAAAGCGUUCGCGAUGGGAUCAAGCACCUGCUAUUUCUGCGCCGGGCGCGGAAGCUCCCAAGAAACGCUCGCGAUGGGACCAAGCUCCAUCGGCCACCCCAAUGGGCAACCAAGGACUGGCCACACCGGUGCACCAGUCAUCUGCUCCGGCUUUGCCCACUACUUUUGGCACCGAUAUCUCUGGCCGGAACCUGCCUCUCAGCGAUGAGGAGCUCGACAUUCUCCUUCCUGGCGAGAAUGAGGGCUACAAGAUCCUUGAUCCUCCUCCGGGCUAUGAGCCAGUUCGCGCCCCAGCGCACAAGCUCAUGGCCACCCCAGCUGCUCAAACAGGCUUCAUGAUGCAGGACCCCGAGCAAGUACGACUCAGCGGCAAGCCAAUGCCAGCUGAGAUUCCAGGAGUUGGCGAUCUUCAGUUCUUCAAGCCUGAGGAUAUGGCCUACUUUGGAAAGCUCACCGAUGGUUCUGACGAGAACGCCCUGACGGUUGAGGAGCUUAAGGAGAGGAAGAUCAUGAGGUUACUGCUCAAGAUCAAGAACGGUACUCCUCCUAUGCGAAAGACUGCCCUUCGACAAAUCACGGAUAAUGCUAGGCAGUUUGGAGCCGGGCCACUCUUUGACCAAAUUCUACCCCUUCUCAUGGAGAAGACUCUGGAGGACCAGGAGCGCCAUCUGCUGGUCAAGGUCAUUGACCGAAUCCUUUACAAGCUCGACGACCUGGUACGACCUUAUGUUCACAAGAUCCUGGUCGUCAUUGAGCCACUUCUCAUCGACCAAGACUACUAUGCAAGAGUGGAGGGUCGCGAGAUCAUCUCGAACCUUAGCAAGGCGGCUGGUCUUGCUACCAUGAUCAGCACUAUGCGACCUGAUAUCGACCACGUGGACGAGUAUGUCAGAAACACGACGGCCAGAGCCUUUGCCGUCGUUGCCUCUGCUCUGGGCAUCCCAGCUUUGUUGCCAUUCCUUAGAGCCGUUUGCCGAAGCAAGAAGUCCUGGCAGGCUCGUCACACUGGUGUCAAGAUUGUGCAGCAAAUCCCUAUCCUAAUGGGCUGCGCAGUCCUGCCACACCUCAAGGGACUUGUCGAGUGUAUCGGUCCUAACCUCAACGACGAACAGACAAAGGUCAGGACAGUUACCAGUCUUGCCAUUGCUGCUCUGGCCGAAGCUUCCAACCCCUAUGGUAUUGAGAGCUUCGACGACAUCUUGAACCCGCUGUGGACCGGUGCCCGCAAGCAGCGAGGCAAGGGUCUCGCAGGCUUCCUCAAGGCCGUUGGUUACAUCAUCCCCCUCAUGGACGAAGAAUACGCCAACUACUACACCAGCCAGAUCAUGGAGAUUCUGCUUCGUGAGUUCUCAUCUCCCGAUGAGGAAAUGAAGAAGGUUGUCCUCAAGGUGGUGUCUCAGUGUGCUGGAACGGAUGGUGUGACUGCGGGAUACCUCAAGGAGCACGUCCUGGAUGAGUUUUUCAAGAGCUUCUGGGUACGACGGAUGGCCUUGGACAAGCGCAACUACCGACAAGUGGUGGAGACGACAGUUGACAUUGGCCAAAAGGUUGGAGUCAGCGAGAUCGUGGAGAGGAUUGUCAACAACCUCAAGGAUGAGAGCGAAGCGUAUCGAAAGAUGACAGUGGAGACGGUGGAAAAGAUUGUGGCCAGCCUGGGCGCGGCAGAUAUUGGUGAGCGUUUGGAGGAGCGGCUUGUGGACGGUAUCCUUCAUGCGUUCCAGGAGCAGAGUGUCGAGGACGUUGUCAUGCUGAAUGGCUUCGGUUCUGUGGUUAACGCUCUGGGAACUCGCUGCAAGCCAUAUCUGCCGCAGAUCGUCAGUACCAUCCUAUGGCGACUGAACAACAAGUCAGCAACUGUUCGACAACAGGCGGCUGAUCUCAUCUCCCGGAUCGCCAUGGUGAUGAAGCAGUGCGGCGAGGAUGCCCUUAUGGGCAAGCUGGGCAUCGUGCUCUACGAGUACCUGGGUGAAGAGUACCCCGAAGUUCUUGGAUCUAUUCUGGGUGCUCUACGAUCGAUUGUCACUGUCGUGGGUAUCGCGCAGAUGCAGCCACCCAUCAAGGACCUGCUGCCACGACUGACGCCCAUCUUGCGAAACCGUCACGAAAAGGUUCAGGAGAACACCAUCGACCUGGUCGGCCGUAUUGCGGAUCGUGGACCCGAGAGCGUCAACGCGCGAGAGUGGAUGCGAAUCUGCUUCGAGCUGCUCGACAUGCUCAAGGCUCACAAGAAGGGUAUCCGACGAGCAGCCAACAACACAUUUGGUUUCAUCGCCAAGGCCAUUGGUCCUCAGGAUGUGUUGGCGACUCUUCUCAACAACCUUCGAGUGCAGGAGCGUCAGUCUCGUGUCAACACCGCCGUCGCUAUCGGUAUCGUGGCCGAGACUUGUGCUCCGUUUACCGUUCUCCCCGCGUUGAUGAACGAGUACCGAGUCCCUGAGCUCAACGUGCAGAACGGUGUGCUCAAGUCUCUGUCUUUCCUCUUCGAGUACAUUGGCGAGAUGGCGAAGGACUACGUCUACGCUGUGACGCCGCUACUUGAGGAUGCCCUCAUCGACCGUGACCAGGUGCACCGUCAGACGGCAGCCUCUGUGGUCAAGCACAUUGCUCUUGGCGUGGUUGGCCUUGGGUGUGAGGACGCCAUGGUUCAUCUCCUCAACCUCCUUUACCCCAACCUCUUUGAGACCAGCCCGCACGUUAUCGACCGUAUCGUCGAGGCCAUCGAGGCCAUCCGUAUGGCGGUCGGACCGGGACUUGUGCUCAACUACGUCUGGGCGGGACUGUUCCAUCCGGCCCGCAAGGUCAGGACGCCGUACUGGAGGCUGUACAACGAUGCGUAUGUUCAGGGGGCGGACGCGAUGGUGCCAUACUACCCGAACCUAGAUGAGGAUAAGGUAGACCGGCCGGAGCUGGCAAUCGUGCUGUAA